UUUUAUUAUACAGAAUGCAGGGAUUGAGCUUACCCAUCGCUUUUUUGUUCUUUUUUGUAACUCAAAUCACAUCUCUACAAUCUAGGAUAUGAAAAAGAAUGUCAGAAUGGACCUGCGCAUUGAAAUCACUAACGAGAUCAGAGAAGAAUAUGAGCGUUCUGCUGAGCAAGAGGCGGCAAUAUACCAACAUGAGAUUGAGGAGCUCAAACUAGCACUAGAGAAAGAGAAACACGAAAAACAACAGCUCAAGAACGUACUAGAUGAAUUUGAGUCUAGCCUUGCUGAUAUUGCAGUGAGUACGGCAGCGGAAAUUCAAACCAUUAAGGAGGAAAACAAGAAGUUGACUGAAACUAAUGAGGAAACUGAGGAAGCCUUCAUACUCUUAAAAACACGGUACGAUGAACUAAAGGGCCUUAAUGCCAAGCAUGUCGAGAAUGAGGGUAUUCUACGCAAAGCUAUCGAAACACUCAAGCAGGACUUUGAGACAAGCGACAGCCGGUAUGAGAGCCUGAAAGAGCAUGCGGAUGCCAAGUUACUACAGGCGAGCAAGGAGAUGGAGCAAGCCAGGAUCGUAUAUGAAAAUGAGAUUGCAAUGCUUAAGGCUCAACUCAAUCGGCAAGAGAUGCAGAUGCGAACGUUAGAACAAGCGCUAGAGAUCAAAAACAAAGAGAACGAAGACCUGAUUUUGUUUUCGGAAGAGUUGAUUGCAAAGCUAAGCUGAUCGCGAUCUUAUGUAGUAUUCUAUCCAAUCGAAAUAGAAUAUUUAUUAAAUGUUAUUAAAUAUGUAUUUUACAAUUGUG
Messenger RNA from Lobosporangium transversale, 800 nucleotides. Its product is annotated as transforming acidic coiled-coil. The record is from RefSeq and is a predicted model, not a curated record. Gene Ontology annotation, biological process: cell population proliferation; mitotic spindle organization. The transcript has 4 exons. Lineage: Eukaryota; Fungi; Mortierellomycota; Mortierellomycetes; Mortierellales; Mortierellaceae. Gene Ontology annotation, cellular component: cytoplasm. The coding region runs from base 89 to 721 and encodes 210 amino acids.